AUGGAUACUGUGCAAAUAGAGCAUGCCAUUGCUCUGACCAACUCCACAACUACUCCAGAAGCAAGCAAUGAAGAAUACAGCAACACCCAUGGUGACAGCAAUGGUGAGAUUUCCGUGGCCACUGGCAUUGGUGGUGACGGCGGGCAGGACUCCAUGAGUGAUUCAUCCAGGAGGUCUUUGUCAGUUGAAUUUGAUUUCUUGUGGAAACUGCGGAAGUAUUUGGUACUGCUUGCAAGCUUGGCCGUUGGUGUGACAUACAAUUCUGGAUUAACACCACCGGGAGGAUUUUGGAAUACAACCAAAGAUGGCCAUGAAGCUGGUGACCCUGCCCUUCGUGUUGAGUUCUACCAGCGGUAUGAGAUAUUCUUUUACUGCAACGCAACAGCCUUUGCUGCAUCUCUUGUCUUAAUCGUCUUGCUUCUAAGCAAGAGAGUGACCAAGAAGGAGUUAUGGCUCCGUUCGAUGCAAUUUACCAUGCUAGUGGACCUAUUCAGUCUGAUGGCGGCCUAUGUUGCUGGGAGCUGCAGGGCACUCAAGUCAUCCAUCUACAUAUUGGCUCUAUUCAUUAUUGCUUUUGCAUAUAUUUUGAUUCACAUCCUAGUAUCCACCUGGAUUGUUCCAGAAACAUUCAAAAACAAGGUGACGACCAAGGUGAACGAAAUUCUAUCCAAAUUGGGUAUUCCUGAUGUGCAGAGUAGUCGCAAAGAGAAAAAAGACCUUGAGGAGGCUCGGAAGUUUAUUCUGAUGCUUGUAACUUUUGCUGCUACUGUCACAUACCAAGCAGGGUUGAGUCCACCAGGUGGAUUUUGGGCUGAAAAUGAUUACAAGCAACGUCCAGCUACUCCUGUUCUUCGCAGUCACUACCUGCCCCGUUAUAAUAUAUUUAUCAGUUGCAAUUCAACUUCCUUUGUGGCGUCUUUGGUUACAAUCAUACUUCUUCUGAGCCCAGAAUUGAGCAGGCAUGGAAUAAGGUCAAAAGCAGUGAUUGUUUGUGUGCUAGCUGACCUGUUCUUCCUGAUUGGUGCUUAUGCUGCUGGGUGCUGUAGGGAUGUAACGACAUCAUUCUAUGUUAUGUUUAUUAUCAUCAUAGUUUUGAUCUGCAUUGUCCUUUUAGCUUGGAUCUUUGCUUACGGUCCUGUAGCAGAAUGCCUACAAAAGAUCAAAUUAAGCACUAAACGGUGCAUGAGUGUGCUCUCAUCAAAUUUUGGUAGUAAUAGAUUGAGCAAUGCAGAUCAGGAGGGUUCUAAUGCAAGAUGUCACCAGGCUUCAGUCCAUGAUCCAGGUGCACCGACAGGUGAACAUGCAGUAAAUCAGCAUGUUUCAAAUACUGAGGAGUCCUCUGUGGAGUAUCCGCCUGAAGACAUCCGGAAAACAGAAAACAGUGAGGAAUCAUUCUCCAACUCUUGGCAUACAUCGGUCAACAGUCCACAAUCAGCAAAUACCAAGGAUCUGGUGUCCAAUAUGGACAAUGAAUCUACAGACAACCAUCUAGUUGCAAAUAUGAAGGAGUCUCUGACCAGCACAGAGCGAUCAUCAUUCAGCUGCCAGGAAACAUCAGAUUGCAAUGGUGUGUCUGCAGAUAGACAACAAGUUAUAGGUAUGAAUAAGGAGAAAUCUUCUUUUGAUGUCAGGACUACUGAUAUGCCAGCAACUGGCUCUUCUGAACAAACUAUGUUAGCCGGUGACUCUAAUGGAGCCACUAAUGAUGUCAUAGAGGAUGAAAGGCCUUCUUUGCCUGCAGAAACCAUUGUUAAUGUGGAAUCUGCAGAGCAACAGACUUCAAUGGGGUAUAGUAACCAUGGCAUUGAAAAUGGUGGCGUUAACAAUAAUGCAGAACAUGAGAAUGGGAAUGGACAUAUAAACAGCCAUCAAGGAGCACCAGAUAAAAAUUCUCAUGGAAAUUCAACUGAAGAUCAUCUAGAGAAGACCCGUACAUAUCUGCUUCUUCUUGCUAUUCUUGCAGUAUCUCUGACAUAUCAAUCAGGUCUGAAUCCACCAGGUGGCUUCUGGUCAAGAACUGAGAAUAAUCAUUCAGCUGGUGAUCGCGUCCUCGAGGACACUGACCAUCCACGCUUCAUUGCAUUCUUCUAUCUCAAUGCUGUUGCAUUUGUGGCAUCUAUUGUCAUCAUUGUUAUGCUCCUGGACAAGACUAUGAGCAGGAAGGUUACAAAACAUCGUGUAUUGCAGCUAGCUAUGAUAGUGGACUUACUUUCCUUAACUGGGGCCUUUGUCAUGGGGAGCUGCAGGGAGCCAAAUAAGUCAAUUUCCACAUCAGUAUUAUUGUUUCUUGUGCCUGCUUAUGUUGCUCUUCAUGUUCUAGCGAUUCAUAUAAUCUCUCCACUGGUUCCAGAUAAAGUAAAGCAGCUCUCGUGUGGGAAUGUGUGGUCAGCAUUUCUUCAAUUACGCCACAAGCAGACAGGGAAUAAAACUGAGGCAAAGGAAUUGGAACGGAGGCGUAAUCUACUAUUGACACUUUCUAUUAUAGCAGCAACUGUGACAUACCAAGCUGGUAUAAACCCUCCAGGCAGUGUAUGGUCUGAUGACAAAGAUGUCAGUGGUAGACCAGGAAACCCAAUCCUUCAGGACAACCACCCAAGGCGAUAUGAUGUGUUCUACUACUCAAAUUCAAUCUCAUUUGUGUCAUCUGUUGCUAUCACAAUACUACUUGUGAAUAAGGAAUCAUGUGAGCGUGGAAUCAAAUCUUAUGCACUGCGAGUGUGUUUGGUGGUCGGUUUAGUUGGCCUCUUGGUGGCCUAUGUUGCAGGAAGCUGCAGGUAUAAAAAGCAAUCCAUCUUUGUCAUCAUCAUUGCUGUGGCUGUCCUAGUAUCCCUUGUGAUUCAAGUCCUACUAUCUUCGAUGUAUGAAACACUACGAACACCAUUGGCUAAACUUAUGGAAUGUCUGCAACAGCUUAUGGAAUAUCUGCAAAGGUGUUUUUUUCGUACAGAGAAGGUUAGGCGAGAGAUUAUUCCUGAGUCGCCGGAAACUAAAGAGUGUGGUAAAAAAAGAGAGAGAAAGAGACAUAAGAGUCUCAUGCUUAUUGCCACUUUAGCAGCCUCUGUCACAUACCAAGCAGGUCUGAAUCCGCCUGGUGGAUUCAGGUCUGAUGACGACGACAAUGGCCAUUUUGCAGGUGAUCCACUUCUCCGUGAUAUUAACCAUCGACGCUACAAGACAUUCUUCUGCUUCAAUGCUAUCUCCUUCAUGGCCUCUAUUGUUGUGAUAAUGCUUCUGCUGAGUAAAUCUAUUAGGAAGAAACCUGUCCGACUUGAGGUACUGCUCCUGAUUAUGAUACUGGAUCUGCUGUCUGUCAUGACAGCUUUUGCUGCAGGAAGCUGCCGGAAACUCAGUACUUCGAUCUAUGUCUUUUUGCUGGUAGCUGGCGUCGUAAUAUAUCUUGUAUUCCUUGUUGUUAUCUCGAGAGUCAUUGGAAAAUGUCACAAAAAGUAG
This is a messenger RNA of Miscanthus lutarioriparius, 3450 nucleotides long. The record is from the annotation of a GenBank genome assembly. Lineage: Eukaryota; Viridiplantae; Streptophyta; Magnoliopsida; Poales; Poaceae.